This is a messenger RNA of Bathycoccus prasinos, 1485 nucleotides long. RefSeq lists its product with no specific name. NCBI's taxonomy places the organism in Eukaryota, Viridiplantae, Chlorophyta, Mamiellophyceae, Mamiellales, Bathycoccaceae. Gene Ontology annotation, biological process: lipid metabolic process. The transcript has a single exon. The coding region runs from base 1 to 1485 and encodes 494 amino acids. Gene Ontology annotation, cellular component: membrane. The record is from RefSeq and is a predicted model, not a curated record. Gene Ontology annotation, molecular function: oxidoreductase activity, acting on paired donors, with oxidation of a pair of donors resulting in the reduction of molecular oxygen to two molecules of water.
AUGUCUUCUCAAGCGAUGACUUUUGGAUCGAAGACGACGAUUGUCGCCUCUUCUUCUUCUUUGAGAACGAGCGUCCGCAGAAAUGUCAGAUCGAACCGAACGACGACGACGAAAGCGCAGCAGCAACAACAAAGACGACUCGCCAUCGGCUCGAACAAUCAUCAUACGUCAUCGAUGAUGGUAAAAUCUUCCCCGGCGUUGAGAUCGAGAAUCGUCGGUAAAUCUUCCACCGACGAGGAUGGGUUCUCCGGUACGGUUGUUUUAGACGUCGACGAAGUACCGGAUGAGUGCGAUGUGAGGAAUCCGGACCCGAAAAAGUGCGAACCAGUGCGCUUAAAGAUCGACGACGUGUGGUACGACGCCAGAGGGUGGGCGAAAGCGCAUCCGGGAGGUGAAAGAUGGAUCCACUUCUUUGACGGUCGAGAUGCCACGGAUGCCUUCUACGCUUUGCACUCGUACGGUCCAAACGGUGCCGACUUAGCCCUUCGAAGACUCAAAAAAUUACCAAAGUGCGACCCGCCGGCGGAUACUUCCAAGCUCCCGACGGACCGACAAUACGAAAUCUCCAUGGGUUUCAGAGAAUUUAGAAAGAAGCUCGAGGCUGAUGGGUUUUUCAAAAGAAACGCUGUCAAGGAAAUCUGGGCACUGUCGCAAGUUGUCGCUUUAUACGGCGUCGGAACUGCUGUCGCGUACUCCCAUCCGAUUAUUGCCACCGUGCUCUUGGCGCUCGGCGCGGUUCAAGCGGGUUGGCUCGGACACGACUACGUCCACGGUAGAGGCAAAUUAUGUGAUUCUAUGAGAUACAUGCCGACUUUAUUGAACGGUCACUCAGUUGAGUGGUGGACGCAAAAGCACUCCAUGCAUCACACGUUUACGAACGAAGAGGACAUGGAUGGGGACGUCAUGAUGGAACCGUUUUUCUAUCUCAGACAUCCGAAAGAUUCCGGAAGGCCAGACUCUCCCAUGCGCAAGUGGCAACACAUCUACGGUUACCCUUUGUUGUCCAUCAUGUACUGGCUCUGGAGAUCGCACUCUGUCAAGGUUGCGUUUAAAGAAAAGAGGUGGAAGGAAAUCAUUUUAAUGGGUUUGAACUACGUCUGGUUGGCGACGUGCAUGCCGUGGCAAGUCGCGCUCGGCUCGGUCACGUUGGGCGGUUUCAUCGUCGGCUCUUUGGUCAGCGCGACGCAUCAAUCUGAAGAGAUUAUGGACGCCUCUAAUGCGGGUGAAUACGUCGACGGUCAGUUUCGAUCUACCAGAGACGCUGAAACUGUCUUUGGUCCUCUCGAAACCUGGAUCUGGGGCGGCAUGGACACUCAACUCGAGCACCAUCUCUUCCCUACUAUGCCGAGAUACAACUAUCACAAAUUGCGACCGAUUUUGAAAGCGUGGGCGAAAGCCCAAGGUAUUUUGUACCGAUCGAGUCCGUCGACGACUAUCAUUUCGGAUAACUGGAAGCUUCUCGAUAAAAUCGCUCACCAAGCGUAA